AUGCAUUUCUCAGCAGCUACUAUUUCAGCCAUCUUGGCUACCUCUGUCAUUGCUCACCCAGGUCAUGAUGUUAGACAAGAGAUUGCCGAGAGAGCUUCCUUCAUGUCUCAACUCAAGACCCGUGAUCUCAGCCACUGCUCUGCAAAGUUAAAGGCUAGAGGCCUUGAGCAAGCAGCUAUUGCAAGACGCUCUGCCAUUGCUAGAAGUGAGAGAAAGAAGAGAGGUAUCAGCUCUGAGCAACCUUACUUGAAGGCAAGAGAUGAGGCAACUGUUCUCAACACCACACACUUGUCUAUUGUAGACUAUGACACUACCACUGAUGAGUCCGUUGUAUUUUCCGGAAACAACUCCUGCAUUCUCAGCCCAGAAGUCACUCAAGGCCCUUACUACGUUUCUGGUGAAUAUGUCCGAGCAGGCAUCGUCGAAGAACAAGAAGGAGUCGAUCUCAUUCUUGACACCCAAGUAAUUGAUAUAUCUACUUGCGAUCCCGUCACCAACGCCUUUGUCGAGAUCUGGCAUUGUAAUUCUACCGGUGUAUACAGUGGUAUUGUCGCCUCAACCAACGGCAACGCCGCUGAUAUCGCCAACAUCAACGCCACUUUCCUCCGCGGUCUCCAGCCAACCGACUCCGAAGGUGUCGCUCAAUUCCAAACUCUCUUCCCCGGUCACUACACCUCUCGCUCAAACCACAUUCACGUUCUCGUCCACUUCAACGGAACUACCUAUGAAAACGGUACCUAUGGUGGCGGAGUCAUCUCCCACGUUGGACAAAUGUUCUUCGAUCAAGAUUUGAUUACCCAAGUCGAGGCUGUUUCUCCAUACAGCACCAACAACCAACCAACAACUUUGAACUCUGAGGAUAGUGUUUUGGUUGAUGAGGCUGCUUCCUCUGAUCCUAUGAUCAACUACUCGCUUUUGGGCGAGACUGUUGCUGAUGGUAUCUUUGGAUGGUUGGCUUUCGGUGUCGAUGCCUCGAAGGCUUACAGCGUCAAGCCUGCUGCUAGCUUGUACUCUAGUGGUGGUGUUGAGAACUAG
Messenger RNA from Botrytis sinoallii, 1035 nucleotides. RefSeq lists its product as uncharacterized. The record is from RefSeq and is a predicted model, not a curated record. NCBI's taxonomy places the organism in Eukaryota, Fungi, Ascomycota, Leotiomycetes, Helotiales, Sclerotiniaceae. Gene Ontology annotation, molecular function: ferric iron binding; oxidoreductase activity, acting on single donors with incorporation of molecular oxygen, incorporation of two atoms of oxygen. Bases 1 to 1035 code for a protein of 344 amino acids. The transcript is spliced from 3 exons.